Molecule: messenger RNA, 1175 nt
Organism: Oryctolagus cuniculus (rabbit)
Lineage: Eukaryota; Metazoa; Chordata; Mammalia; Lagomorpha; Leporidae
Source: RefSeq, a predicted model, not a curated record
CACUAAUGGGACCAGCCCAGAGACUCAGGCCUUUCUGCCUCCUCCCGAGUACCUGCUGUGCACUCCCUGGCCUCCCUUGCACCUGGCACAGCCACUAAGGGCCUGUUUCCUCUGCAGGUGAUGGCGAAGCACUGCUCCUUGAAAGAGGAUGGGGCCGUGGGGGCAACCCCCAGUCAUGGUGUGCCCCAACUGAACCCCAGCAAUUCUGAAUCUGGACCCCAACAAAGUGCACAGAGUGACAACCAGGGCCCCCGCCUUGGGGACAGAGCUGAGUGCUACUCCUGGUCGAUGCCUUCCCAAGACCUGCAGAGACAUGCUGUCCCAGACACCCCCCUGUGCAGGCCUGAGGUUAAUGCUGUCUUUAGUGGACAUCGGGAGUGUCCCUCACUGGGGGCCACCAAAGAUGCCAGGAGUUUCAGAGGAGGACCCUCUGUUGAGGGCCCGCACACACCAUUGGACAUCUCCAGUGAGAACGAGGAGGAACUUCCCAGUCUCUCCUUCCUCCUGGCCUCCCAGCACCACCUGCUGCCCUUGGGCUUUGCACAGAGCGAGGCCUCUGCUGAAGACCUGCCCUGCCUUGGAGCUGGGAAUCCUUGCAGAGCACCAAAACCCCUGUCUACCCACUUAAGGGAUCCUAGGGGACCCCUCCCACAUGCUGCAAAGUCCAGGAAGCAAGCUCUGCAGGGAGGCCAGGGCCCUGCAAUAAAGAAGCCCUGCCCAGUGCCUCAGCUCAGGGCUUCUGGAGGGCAGGCCCAGGCUCUGGGCUCUGUGGGAAACUCCCAGGCUCAGAAGAGGAAACAUGACCACUUGGUCACCAGGAGGAGGAAGAAGCACCAUUCAGCCCACUAGGUGGCGCCAGGGCUCUGGGAGCAGCUCCUCCAGGUGCAGCCUGAAGCACAUGGACCCUAACUCUGCCCUGCACCCAAAGUGCUGACCCUACUGUUCCUCACCACAAAAGGAGCUCUAGGAGCCCCGGGUGGAGGGACCUGGGGCAGGAGUGUGGAAUCAUCCCUUUGGGACUUUGUUUGUGUAAAUAAAGGAAGUUACAUUGGAAAUCGUCUCUGCUCUGCUGCCCUCUGUCCUGGCGUCAGUGGGGAGAGGACGGUGAGGCAAGACAGACGGGGAUGCCUGCUCGUGGCUGCACAGUGGCCUGACCGAAGUCUCCCUCCGGGUUC